Arabis nemorensis is the source of this 306-nucleotide messenger RNA. Lineage: Eukaryota; Viridiplantae; Streptophyta; Magnoliopsida; Brassicales; Brassicaceae. The record is from the annotation of a GenBank genome assembly.
AUGGGGUUUUUGGCUGAUAGAAUAGUGAAUGCAUCCAGCUUAGAAGUGAGAGUUGGGGCGACAGCGCUGCUCUUAUGUGCUGCAAAAGAAAAGAAGCAGCUGAUCACGGAGGCACUUGACCUGUCUGAUACUGGUGAUUUUUAUUUUCCGGAUCCAGCUAAAAUCUUGGGUGGUACAGUCGCAUUGUGGCUGCUAUGCAUUCUCACUUCUGUUGAUGCUAAGUCAAAGCUCAUUGUCAUGGAAGCUGGCGGACUUGAGGUGCUCCAUGGGAAGCUUGUUAGGGUACCUUCGUUGGAAAUGAAAUAA